UGCCACGAACUAAUUCACCACCGGUUUCUCCGCCCGGUGAUUCUAUUUCCUCUCUUCGCCGACGAUCAGAAAUCGAAAUCUGUCUCCGGCCGUCGGGAGCUGGACACUCCGGCGCAUUUCCUGUUGGAUCAGCCGACUUCGACAUGAAUCCCGAAUAUGACUACUUGUUCAAACUUUUGCUGAUUGGAGAUUCGGGUGUCGGGAAGUCUUGCCUUCUUCUUAGAUUUGCUGACGAUUCUUAUUUGGACAGCUACAUUAGCACAAUUGGUGUUGACUUUAAAAUUCGCACUGUGGAGCAAGAUGGGAAGACAAUUAAACUUCAAAUUUGGGACACAGCUGGACAAGAACGCUUUAGGACAAUUACCAGUAGUUACUACCGAGGAGCACAUGGCAUCAUUAUAGUAUAUGACAUAACUGAUCAAGAAAGCUUCAAUAAUGUUAAGCAAUGGUUGAAUGAAAUUAAUCGCUACGCAAGUGAUAAUGUGAACAAGCUUCUGGUUGGAAAUAAGUCUGACCUGACUGAAAACCGGGCUGUAUCAUAUGAUACUGCUAAGGCAUUUGCUGAUGAAAUUGGCAUUCCUUUCAUGGAGACUAGUGCAAAGGGAUCCUAUAAUGUUGAACAAGCCUUCAUGGCAAUGUCGGCCAAUAUAAAGAAGAGGAUGGCAAACCAACCGGCCGGGAGCAAUGCCAGGCCACCCAGUGUGAAGCUUUCAUCAGGGCAGCCCGUUAACCAGAAUAGUGGCUGCUGCUCAACCUAGGCGCUAUCAUGCUUUGGCCCCACACUGAUCGUACCCGUUUCAAAAGGGCACUCUUGAAUUUGCAGAGUGAUACACAUCCAGUGCGAGGUUGAGUUUAUCGCGUAUAAAUAUUGCAUCAGAAGAAAGUCAUUAGACUUUUUUUUACCCAGUAAAGCUUAUAACUUUAUUGUUUGCUGUUAGUGAUUGGUAUGUCUGGGAUAACCACAGAACCUUGAAAGUUUCAGGCAUUGUGAAGAAAUUUCAUUUUAGCACUUGUUUGGCAUUGUGAUAGGGGCAAACUCAUGUUUUGGAUAUAACAUAUUUCAUAUGAAUUGAAAUGUGUUAUAUCCCAAUAUUAAAGUCUCACUUUCCUUAUUUGUACUAAUAUUAUUUCUCACACCAUGAAUUUUGUUAGAAUAGUUCGGGUAAAAUUGUCACAACGUUCUUUCUUUAGGUUGGAUUUGAGUCAUUAAAAAGCGGGUUUUCUC
This is a messenger RNA of Cuscuta campestris, 1225 nucleotides long. The record is from the annotation of a GenBank genome assembly. NCBI's taxonomy places the organism in Eukaryota, Viridiplantae, Streptophyta, Magnoliopsida, Solanales, Convolvulaceae.